AUGAGGGGAGCCUCUCCUCUUCAUUCCACGCGCUCGCCUUUCGCUCGUUGGCUCUGCUUGGCUGCUCGUGCGCUCCAGAUGAUCCGCACCGACUCGCCGAACCACUUCACGGGCGUGUUCCUCGGCGGCAAUGGCGGCAGCACGGUCCUCUACUCGGACCGGCGCCCGACCUACUUCCACCUCAUCGUCGAGUGGCUCAGCGGCUACGACGACUUCUUCGACCACCUCAAGCCUCGCGACGGCGUGAGCGAGCGGGAGGCGCUCGCCGCGCUCGUUAUUGAGGCAGAGCACUUCAAGCUUAAAGGUCUGGCUGAGCGCGUCGGCCGCGAGCUGGCCAAGUGCGCCCUGCGAGCCGACAAGCUCGCGCUAGCCGAGCAGGCGGUCCGCCAACGCCCGCCGACUCGCGUUUCGUACCUCGAGGACUCUCGCGACACGGUGCAGGAGGGCGACACGUCCACGAGCCAACUCGGCUUUACGUUGACGUCGAUCCAAGUCCGCUUCGACUGCCGCCUGCUCGACGACGACGACGACGACAACUAUAAGCUGCCUUCCGUCCGCCUCGAGUUCGUCAACGAGAAGGGCCAGCGGGCCACCGCGCCUCACAAACCGAUCAAGGUCGACCUUUGCGGCAAAUCGAGCCGGCAGGGGUCGGCUACCGUCGACGGGUCGCCUAUAAGCCUAGCCGUCCUCCUGCGCUGGAUCGUCAACCCGACUCGGGCAACGAGCAAGAUCCCCGCCCUGCGCCCGCUCGUCGACUACUUCCACCCGGAGCUCACGCCGAGAGACAAGCGCGUCGUCACGAUCCGGGCGCACAAGGUUGUCGGCGACUGGUCGCACGGCAAUCUGUGGCUCGCGCAUCUGUCGAUCCGGUCGCAGGAUCAGGGUUACCUUACGUUCGCGUGA
Molecule: messenger RNA, 903 nt
Organism: Rhodotorula graminis WP1
Lineage: Eukaryota; Fungi; Basidiomycota; Microbotryomycetes; Sporidiobolales; Sporidiobolaceae
Exons: 3
Coding region: 1-903 (300 amino acids)
Source: RefSeq, a predicted model, not a curated record